GAAAAUGAAGGAGGUGCGUUUUUUGUUUGGUUUGUUAUUGGUUACUAGUUACCACUUCUGGUGAAGAGAAAGUGCAAGAUCAUGGCGAAUCCUAAACUUCAACGACUGCCAACCUUCCGAGAGAGGGUCGAAGAUACCCUCUCUACUCACCGUAACGAACUUGUUUCUCUCCUUUCCAGGUACGUCGCCCAGGGGAAAGGGAUUCUGCAACCGCAUCGCAUCUUUGAUGAGUUGGCCAACGUUGUCGGAGAAGAUAAAGGAAAUCAGAAGCUUACUGAGAGCCCCUUCAUUGAAGUCCUAAAGUCCGCGCAGGAAGCUAUAAUUCUUCCGCCGUUUGUCGCUAUAGCGGUUCGUCCAAGGCCUGGCGUUUGGGAAUUCGUUCGUGUUAACUGUGAUGAGCUCAAUGUAGAACAAUUGAGCGUUUCUGAGUAUCUUCGCUUCAAGGAGGAACUCGUCGAUGGCGAACACAAUGAACCUUUCGUGCUUGAACUUGAUUUGGAACCCUUCAACACAUCGUUCCCUCGCCCUAAUCAGUCAUCGUCCAUUGGCAACGGUGUUCAAUUCCUCAACCGUCACCUCUCUUCGAAUAUGUUUCGGAACAAAGACUGUUUGGAGCCUUUGGUGGACUUUCUCAGAGCUCACAAAUAUAAGGGACAGGCAAUGAUGCUGAAUGAUCGCAUUACUAGCGUAUCCAGGCUCCAGUCUGCCUUGGGGAAGGCAGAGGAGUAUCUUUCAAAGCUCCCGCCAGAGACACCUUAUUCUGAUUUUGAGCAUAGAUUCCAGGAAAUAGGUUUUGAAAGAGGUUGGGGUGAUAAUGCGGAUCGAGUUUCAGAGACUGUACGUCUACUCUCUGACAUUCUUCAAGCUCCUGAUCCAUCUGUUUUGGAGACCUUCCUUGGGAGGAUUCCUAUGGUGUUCAAUGUUGUCAUUCUAUCCCCGCAUGGAUACUUUGGCCAAGCAAAUGUCUUGGGUUUACCUGACACUGGUGGGCAGAUUGUUUAUAUACUGGAUCAAGUGCGUGCCUUGGAGAAUGAAAUGGUUUUGAAAAUAAAGAAGCAAGGGUUGAAUGUUACUCCUAGAAUUCUUGUGGUUACCCGACUAAUACCUGAUGCAAAAGGAACGACAUGCAACCAACGCCUUGAGAGAAUUAGUGGGACAGAAUAUACACACAUUCUGCGGGUGCCAUUUAGAAGUGAGAAAGGAAUUCUUCGUAAAUGGAUAUCAAGGUUCGAUGUAUGGCCAUACCUGGAAAAGUUUACAGAGGAUGCAUCAAGUGAAAUUGCUGCUGAGUUACAGGGUGUUCCAGAUCUGAUCAUUGGCAAUUAUAGUGAUGGGAAUCUUGUUGCUUCAUUAUUGGCUUAUAAGCUCGGAGUCACACAGUGUACAAUUGCACAUGCACUGGAGAAAACAAAAUAUCCAGAUUCAGAUAUAUAUUGGAAAAAUUUUGAUGACAAGUACCAUUUCUCGUGCCAAUUUACUGCUGAUAUACUUGCCAUGAACAGUGCAGAUUUUAUAAUCACUAGUACAUACCAAGAGAUUGCGGGAACCAAGAAUACUGUUGGACAGUAUGAGAGCCACAAAUCUUUCACUCUUCCAGGGCUCUAUCGAGUUGUUCAUGGCAUUGAUGUUUUUGAUCCGAAGUUCAAUAUAGUGUCUCCUGGGGCAGAUAUGAGCAUUUACUUUUCAUACUCAGAAAAGGAAAAGAGAUUUUAUGCCCUACAUGAUUCAAUUGAAAAACUUGUGUAUGAUCCUGCGCAGAAUGAUGAGCACAUUGGUACAUUAAGUGAUCGAUCGAAGCCCAUCAUCUUUUCCAUGGCUAGACUGGACCGGGUGAAAAACAUUACAGGGUUGGUUGAGUGCUAUGGUAAGAACACCAGACUAAGGGAACUCGUAAACCUGGUUGUGGUUGCUGGUUACAAUGAUGUGAAGAAGUCCAGUGACCGUGAAGAAAUUGAAGAGAUUGAGAAGAUGCAUGGCCUCAUAAAGAAGUACAAGUUGGAUGGCCAGUUCCGGUGGAUAUCAGCCCAAACGAAUACAGCACGCAAUGGUGAGCUUUAUCGCUAUAUUGCUGACACAAGAGGUGCCUUUAUUCAGCCUGCUUUCUACGAAGCUUUUGGGCUUACUGUUGUCGAGGCCAUGACUUGUGGCCUUCCAACAUUUGCCACUUGUCAUGGAGGUCCUGCUGAGAUAAUUGAACAUGGUAUCUCAGGCUUCCACAUUGAUCCAUAUCACCCUGAUCAAGCAGCUGAACAGCUGGCCGACUUCUUUGAACGUUGCAAGAAAGAUCCCAGCUACUGGGAUAAGAUCUCUGAUGGAGGACUGAAGCGAAUCUAUGAAAGGUAUACAUGGAAGAUAUAUUCUGAAAGGCUAAUGACAUUAGCUGGAGUUUAUGGCUUCUGGAAGUAUGUGUCAAAACUUGAAAGACGAGAGACCCGGCGCUAUUUGGAGAUGUUCUACAUUUUAAAAUUCCGGGAUCUGGCAAAUUCUGUUCCACUGGCAGUUGAUGAUCAAGACUAGAAGCUGGUGUGCAUAUGAAUAUCAAUGGAAUUUGAAUAAUGUCCAGAGUGAAUAAAAUUAUCUGUGAAUAUUCUUUCAGGAUGCUUUUAGACUCCCAUGUUUAAAUUUGUUUGUCUAGCAAGAAUAUUUGAAUUUC
Molecule: messenger RNA, 2653 nt
Organism: Telopea speciosissima
Lineage: Eukaryota; Viridiplantae; Streptophyta; Magnoliopsida; Proteales; Proteaceae
Product: sucrose synthase 2-like
Exons: 16
Coding region: 82-2517 (811 amino acids)
Biological process (GO): sucrose metabolic process
Molecular function (GO): sucrose synthase activity
Source: RefSeq, a predicted model, not a curated record